Naegleria fowleri is the source of this 417-nucleotide messenger RNA. RefSeq lists its product as uncharacterized. The coding region runs from base 1 to 417 and encodes 138 amino acids. The transcript has a single exon. NCBI's taxonomy places the organism in Eukaryota, Heterolobosea, Eutetramitea, Acrasida, Naegleriidae. The record is from RefSeq and is a predicted model, not a curated record.
AUGGAUGUGGUUCAACUUUUACGUUUGUUAAUUAGUCCAGCAUUCAAGUCAUUGAAAAAGCUCAAAGUCCAUGUGGUCAAUUUUUUUGCUGAGAAUGACGAUGAUUUUUUUAACAUGGAUGAAUGGAAUAAGUUUAGUGAAUUGAAACAGCUUCCCGAGUUAGAAUUAAGUUGUGAAUUUACAAACAUGGCCAUUUUAUUAAUGACUCCUUUUAAGCCAAAAUCCUCACGCAUCCAUGUUCGACUUGUUUCUUCAAGUUACGGUUAUUAUUGUAAAUCCAUGAAAGAUUUAAUAGGUAAUAGUUUUAACACCAGUAAAAAUCACCGAAGAACCAUGUGGAGGUCGGUUGGAGAAUGGCGAGAAGAGUUCCUUAAACAAAUUUCAUAUGACAACGACUAUGAAAAUCCUGAAGAGUAA